Messenger RNA from Pocillopora meandrina, 1816 nucleotides. The record is from the annotation of a GenBank genome assembly. NCBI's taxonomy places the organism in Eukaryota, Metazoa, Cnidaria, Anthozoa, Scleractinia, Pocilloporidae.
AUGAGCGAGACAAGUGAGCUUUCCCUCGAGGAAGUCAACACAUGGAAGGUGGACGCUCUCAAGUUAUUUUGCCGUGGUCUUAAAACUUCUGGAGCUAAAGCUGAACUUGUAGCCCGUGUGUUUGCAGCAUCAGAGAUGGGAAUCCAAGUACAAGCAUCGGCUAAAGAACUAAUGUGCAUCACGGAGUCUGAGAGAGCGGCUAUUGUUUACUCCUGAGGGCAGCAAGCUUCCCGAUCCUCUUGGGCUAAAGGACGGAUGGAUUGAUGAAAAGAUGGGCUAACAUCAUGGCCUCCUAUAUUUCUAAGUGACAUUACGAAAUAUCUGAUGGCUGAUCAUCCUGGAAAGGAUAUUAAACUGCACGAACGGGUCAUGAAUGAGUACAAAGAGGGAAAGCAUACCGCUUAUUUGACUCGGGCUUUCUGAAAGAAGUUUUCUACCAUGAACUAGAAAAUAUGGAUUUUUGCUUCUUGAAAGCAAAAUGUACGCAUUCGAUGAAGGUUGGUGAUACACCACAUACAUCAUGGAUUUGUUCAAGAAAAAAUGGAGAGAUUAUCAGUGCCUACUGUACCUGUACUGCUGGGUAUGUUAGACUUUCUGUUUUAUAAGACUUUAACUUGUAACUGAUGCAAAAUAUAAGCCUAAAAUAUCAUGUUUAUCAUAUACCUCGAUUUUAUGACUAAUGUUGUUGGUCUAAGCUCAAUAUAUAUUAUACUUUAGAAUGUUUAAAAUAUUAUGUCUAUCAUAUAUACCUAACUAUUUGUUAUUUCUUGUUUCAGUAUGAGUGGUUCUUGUAUUCAUGUGAUGGCACUGCUGUUCAGAAUUGAAGCAGCAAACCGUAAUGGUAUGACAAAUCCUGCAUGUACGUCCAAAGAGUGUGUGUGAAAUGUUCCAAUAGGAAACAAGACUGUAAUCAAGCCCUCUAGAAUUUGUGAUAUGGAGUGGAAGGCUUCAAAGCUAAAUAAAAUGUUAAAAAAUAAAAAGGUAUGUUAUUAAGUUUAAAAAUAAGAAAGUUCUUAAAACAAAGUAUUAAUUUACUUUUAUUUUGUGUUUUUCUAGAGACGACCAGACCUAUGUAUAAAGUUAUUCAAUUCACAUGAAGAGUUGAAGCCCCUGACUAAAAAGGAAAGAGGAAGUGUUUUAUAAUAAUUUGAAGGACUUGUUGGAAUCGGCAUUCAUAAAUUAUUUGAGGAACCGUUCUUAUUAAUACUGAAGUACCUGAAUGUAACCUAAGUCAUCAAAGAAAGACUUAAUUAUGAUAUACAUCUGAUUGAACAAGGCACCAUUUUCUGAGAAUUUUACAGAAAAGGCCGAUUAACUGUUUUCUAUAGAGUACAUACUAAACCCUUAAAACUAAGGGGGGUGAUGACGGAACCAGACCAAUCCAGGGUAAAAAGUAAUGGACCGUCGGAACAUUUACCUGCUCUAAAAUAUGGAAGAAACAUGGAGAAAGUUGCUAAGGAUAAGUAUGUGAAACUGUUUCAGAGGGAGCACAAAGAUGCAAAAUAUUCAAAUUCAUUGGAGCAUCCCCUGAUCUGCUUGUUGAAUGUUCCUGUUGUGGAUUAGCCCCUUAUUCUAUUGUUAAUGAUUUACCAUCAGAAGACAAAAAAAGAUUAAUGGCAAAAUUGUCUUGAAAGAGAAGCAUGCAUAUUUUGCACAGAUACAGGGACAAAUGGCUGUGACAAAGAGAACAUGGUGUCACUUCCUGGUCUACACCCAAAAGGGUUAUCAUCUGGAGCUAAUCAAGUUCAAUAAUGAUUACUGGGAAAAGAUAAAGCAAAACCUAAUUUGGUUUUAUAAUAAGUAUUUAAGUGAAUGA